GACCCUGUAUAGGAUUUAAAUGUGUGGGUGGGAAGGUUCUCCUCGCUCGUAAAUGCUCUUGGAAUUGGGAGAGUAGGCUUAUAAUGAGGUGGUUUCUCUUAAAUUGUGGAUAUCGCUUAAUUCCAGAGCUCCACACUUUUUCAAAUUUGGUAUUGUCCGCAAAUAUCCUUUGUCCGCAAAAAUUUGUCCGCAAUUUUAGAAAAGUGUACCCUUUAAUUUUGGGUGUAACCGAGCAUCGACGUCAACAACAACAAAAAUCGACAACCUCCUUCCAAACAGUACUCGAAAAACGCAGACAACAAGAACUCGAAAAGCGUUCCAGUAAACCUCCACCGACUGAACAAAUAAAUAAAGUUUCAACUCCUAAACGUAUUAUUAGGGUAUUUGUUUUUGUAUGUUACUUCUUUUAUUUAAGUUUUUUAUUAUUUUUUCUGGAAUUUUUUGGGUUCCCAAUUUUAUUAAAUCUUUAGUGGGACAAUUUUCGGUAUUUUUUGAUUUAUCUUGUUGGGAACUCAUUUUACACCAAAACGGAGUUCAUAUUCAUAAUCAGCCCCCUAUUUACCCUAGGAAAUGUUUUUAAAUAAUUUUUAAGUCUGAUUUUUGGAAUUUUUGGAAUUUUUUGGCUACCAGUUUUAUUAAAAUCUUAGGGGGGUGGGGUGUGAUUUCUGGGAAACUUUUAAUUUAUCUUUAUUUUACACCCAAAACGGAGUUUAUAUUCGUACUUAGCGCCCUUGUUUACCCUUGGAAACGUUCUUUAAUCAUUUUAAAGUUUGAUUUUUGGAGUGGUGAAAGGAAAAUUCUUUCUCUGAAAGGAAAAUUUUUUUUAUUUUUUUGAGGAAAUUCGAAGUUAUUCUUAAUUUGAGUUUGACUUUAUUUUUCUAUUAUUUUUCCAUUUAUUUUUUAAUUUUAUAUAAUUUUUAAGUGCGUCUGCGCCAACAUUGCCUCUGUUCUUCUCGUGUUGUCAAUUGCUUUCUUUGUAAAUUUUGCUGGGCAAGGUACUCUAUUUUCUUCAUUUGUCAGUUGCUUGG
This is a messenger RNA of Meloidogyne enterolobii, 1028 nucleotides long. Lineage: Eukaryota; Metazoa; Nematoda; Chromadorea; Rhabditida; Meloidogynidae. The record is from the annotation of a GenBank genome assembly.